AUGUUGCCGGCAUCGUAUCAGUCAUCGGACACAUCAAAAGAUAGCAAGUGGCCUCAGCCAUUGCAGUCCGAUCCUGCCCAAAGAUACCCCAACCUGAUGUGUAAGUAUCAUGGCACCCACGGCCACAGGACCAAAGACUGCCGACAACUAAGAGAAGAAGUAGCCUGGUUAUUCAAUAACGGACACCUCCGAGAGUUUAUAAGUGAUCGACCAAAAACUCACUUCAGGAAUAGGGACUCCAACAAGGAGACUGAGCAAGAGGAACCUCAGCACAUCAUCAACAUGAUCAUAGGUGGAGUCGACAUCCCACAUGGGCCAAUACUAAAGUGCACUAAGGUGUCCUUUACAAGGGAAAAUCGAACCAGAGAUUACAUGCCGGAAGGGACCAUCUUUUUCAAUGAUGAAGACACUGAAGGCAUCAUGCAACCUCAUAACGAUGCCCUGGUAACUCGGCCAAUAUCAUCAGAUCGAGGUCAUAGAGCACCUGGGUUUACAAGGCCAAAUAGUGCCCGCUGUCCGGGUCUUAAACGGAUUCAAGAUGGCAUGUGA
Messenger RNA from Nicotiana tabacum (common tobacco), 549 nucleotides. NCBI's taxonomy places the organism in Eukaryota, Viridiplantae, Streptophyta, Magnoliopsida, Solanales, Solanaceae. The record is from RefSeq and is a predicted model, not a curated record.